Hypanus sabinus (Atlantic stingray) is the source of this 2005-nucleotide messenger RNA. Its product is annotated as serine/arginine-rich splicing factor 4-like. Bases 29 to 1516 code for a protein of 495 amino acids. Gene Ontology annotation, molecular function: mRNA binding. The record is from RefSeq and is a predicted model, not a curated record. Gene Ontology annotation, biological process: alternative mRNA splicing, via spliceosome; mRNA splice site recognition. NCBI's taxonomy places the organism in Eukaryota, Metazoa, Chordata, Chondrichthyes, Myliobatiformes, Dasyatidae. The transcript has 6 exons. Gene Ontology annotation, cellular component: cytoplasm; ribonucleoprotein complex; nucleus.
CGUGCGGGCGAGUUGGGAGGUGAGAGAAAUGCCGCGCGUUUACAUCGGCAGGCUGAGCUACCAGGCCCGGGAGCGCGACGUGGAGCGUUUCUUCAAGGGUUACGGGAAAAUCCUGGAGGUGGACAUCAAGAACGGAUAUGGCUUUGUUGAAUUUGAUGAUCCUCGUGAUGCAGAUGAUGCUGUUUAUGAGCUGAAUGGUAAAGAGCUUUGUGGGGAAAGAGUAAUCGUUGAACAUGCUAGAGGUCCACGAAGAGACGGCGGUUACAGUUCUCAACGUAGUGGUUAUGGUUAUAGAAGAUCUGGAAGAGACAGAUAUGGACCUCCAACUCGUACAGAAUAUAGGCUAAUUGUGGAAAAUUUAUCUAGUCGUUGCAGCUGGCAAGAUUUGAAGGAUUAUAUGCGUCAAGCAGGUGAAGUAACAUAUGCAGAUGCUCAUAAAGGAAGAAAGAAUGAAGGCGUGAUUGAAUUUAAGUCUUACUCAGAUAUGAAGAGAGCUCUUGAAAAAUUGGAUGGUACAGAAGUUAAUGGCAGGAAAAUCAGAUUGGUUGAAGAUAGGCCUUCAUCACGGCGACGACGCUCAUACUCCAGAAGCCGAAGCCGCUCAAGGUCUCGUUCUCCAAGCAGAAAUCGCUCGCACUCUCAUAAGAGUCGAAGCCGCAGUGGAAGCACUAAAAGCAGCCGGUCCCGAUCACGCUCUGGUACACACUCCCGGAGCAAGAGUGGAAGCAGAAGCAAAAGUCGAAGUGUGAGCAAGAACAAAACCAAAAGCAGGAGCAGAAGUAAAGAGAAGAAAAUCAGAGCAAGUAGUAGGAGUGGAAGUGAGGAGAAAAGUAGGAGCAGGAGUGUUGAACAGGUUAAAGACGACAACGCAGAAGAGAAAACUGAGAGCAGAAAUGAAAACGGGGAGAAAGAGAGGAGUGUUAGCAAAGAGAAGAGUAGAAGUCGAAGUAAGAGUAAAGAUGGAGAGAAAACUGGUAGCAGAAGUAGAAGCAAAGAGAAGGGUAAAAGUAAGAGUCGGAGCAGAAGUAAAGAGAGGAGUAAGAGUAGGAGCCAGAGCAAGAGCAAGGAGAAAAGAAAGGGCAGGAAGAGAAGUAGAAGUGAGAGUAGGAGCAGGAGCAGAAGUCGGAGCAAGAAUGAGAAGAGCAGAAGGCGUAGCAAACGUGACUGCAAGACUAAAAGUACCAGUAAGAGCGGGAAAAGAAAAAGUGACAAAGAACAAUCUAGAUCUAGGUCAAGAUCAGAAUCAAAGGAAAAGGAGGAAAAGACUAGAAUUGUUGAAACAGAAGCUGUGGGUGAUGGUGCGGAAGUGGACGGGGAAUCGGAUGUUAACGAACAGACAAAGUCCAGGCUUGCCUCUCGUUCUAGGUCAAGGUCCAGGUCAAAGGCCAAAUCUAAAUCUCGUUCCAGGUCUAAAUCGGUCUCCAAAACCAGGUCACGUUCAAAGUCAUGUUCACCUUCCCGUUCUGUGUCAAGAUCAGUGUCUCGUUCUAGGUCCAGGUCACGCUCAAAAUCCUAAAUUUCCCCCCUGUUCAUUUUGUAUGAAAACAUUAACAGAUUUUUUUUCUGGCAGGUCUGUCGUUAGCUGUACCACAGAUAAUGCAAACAAUAGACACUGAGAAGCUGUACAUUUUUCAAAUUAGAUAAAAUGUAUUUAGUGCUAAAUUAAAAUUUUAUGAUGGCCCUGUACUGUCAGGAGGAUUCUUAGGUAGGUAUGCUGUGUGCCGAUUAAUGGUGCCCAUCAUUACUGGUGUUGUUGAAAAUGUAUAAUGAAGUCUUAAGUUACAUUCAUUUGUAUAACACUUCUUUCUGAUGUUGUGGACUUCCUAGCCAAAAACAUAGCAAAUUGUAAAGUUUUGCCAAUACAGCGUAAUCAAAAUGUAGAGAUUCCCUGUCCCCCCUCUGUUGUAAGGAAUAGCUUUCUUUGCCUGUGUUUCUGCUUCUUUUCAGCUGGAUAACAUGCAUUGCAUUUUCUUUGGUUUGAUUCAAUAAAAUGCAAAUAAAUGUC